AUGGACUGUGUAUCAUCAGAUUCCUCUUCCUCCAUUGUGGAGGUCACCUGCUCAGACUCUGUCAGGCUGGUGAAUGGGACUAGUCUGUGUUCAGGCAGACUGGAGGUGAAGUCUGAGCAGUCGUGGUCCUCAGUGUGUGAAGCUGACUUUGACCAGCAGGAUGCAGAGGUGGUCUGUAGGGAGCUUGGCUGUGGGGCUCCUUCAGUCCUCCAGGGGGCGCUCUAUGGAGAAGUGGAGGCUCCAAUGUGGACCAAAGAGUUCCAGUGUGGAGGCAAUGAGUCUGCUCUCCUGGACUGUAGAAGAUCAGACUCAGCUAGAAGAACCUGCUCACCUGGUAAAGCUGUUGGACUCACCUCUUUUGUAUCAUGCAAGCUGGUGAAUGGGACUAGUCUGUGUUCAGGCAGACUGGAGGUGAAGUCUGAGCAGUCGUGGUCCUCAGUGUGUGAAGCUGACUUUGACCAGCAGGAUGCAGAGGUGGUCUGUAGGGAGCUUGGCUGUGGGGCUCCUUCAGUCCUCCAGGGGGCGCUCUAUGGAGAAGUGGAGGCUCCAAUGUGGACCAAAGAGUUCCAGUGUGGAGGCCAUGAGUCUGCUCUCCUGGACUGUAGAAGAUCAGACUCAGCUAGAAGAACCUGCUCACCUGGUAAAGCUGUUGGACUCACCUGCUCACCAGAGCCUGUCAGGUUGGUGGGAGGAGCCAGUCGCUGUGCAGGUAGACUGGAGGUGAAACAUGGAGAGUGGAGACCAGUGAGUUACUCUGACUGGACCCUGAAGGAAGCAGAUGUAACAUGUAGAAAUUUGGACUGUGGCUCUGCUGUUUCAACAAGAAGCAGAAAUGAAGCCUCAGACAGAUCCGUAUGGAGGAUCAGAUCUGACUGUCUUCAUUCUGGAUCUGCACUGAGGGACUGUGUAUCAUCAUAUUACUCUUCCUCCAUUGUGGAGCUCACCUGCUCAGGUCAGCAGGAGUUAGACGUCAGGACCACAGGACAACACUGAGAUGGAUUAUUAUCAUCCCAGUUCUUCCAGCUGAAGAGGAAAGAGCCCAAGGAGCAGAGUAGGACCUCCAAGGAGCCACACAAGCCCUCUAAAGCAGAACAUCAUGUUUGGUUUCCUCUCUCCUCUCAUUCUCUGUUUUUUUCAUUCCAGUAUGGCGAUGAAUGACGUUCAUAUUGGUUGAUUCUGCAGCUUCUGAUUCACAUCCAGCACUAAAGCUGGAUGAUUGAUGAUUUAUCAGUUUAUAUCUUUCUCCUUCACUGCCUCUUAUAUUCUAUAUACUACUUAUUCAGCUUAAAUGCAUGAUUACUAUUUUCAAAAUAAGAGAUUUUUGAGAUAAAGAAACUGAGAAAAUCAAAAUUGAGUGAAAUCAAAUGUUUUAUCUUUUUUUUGCUGAUGCUUGUGUUUCUGCUGAAUGUUCACUCAGCCCU
Scomber japonicus (chub mackerel) is the source of this 1421-nucleotide messenger RNA. Its product is annotated as scavenger receptor cysteine-rich type 1 protein M130-like. NCBI's taxonomy places the organism in Eukaryota, Metazoa, Chordata, Actinopteri, Scombriformes, Scombridae. Bases 1 to 993 code for a protein of 330 amino acids. The record is from RefSeq and is a predicted model, not a curated record. Gene Ontology annotation, cellular component: membrane. The transcript is spliced from 6 exons.